Messenger RNA from Penicillium subrubescens, 456 nucleotides. RefSeq lists its product as uncharacterized. The record is from RefSeq and is a predicted model, not a curated record. NCBI's taxonomy places the organism in Eukaryota, Fungi, Ascomycota, Eurotiomycetes, Eurotiales, Aspergillaceae. The transcript is spliced from 2 exons. The coding region runs from base 1 to 456 and encodes 151 amino acids.
AUGAGGGCUGCCAGAAAGCCUUCUCAGAUUCCUCCAGUCUCGCCCGCCAUCGAAGAAUCCACACGGGAAAGCGACCGUAUGUCUGCCAAGAUAAGACCUGCGGACAAAGGUAAAGCGGCUCUGGAAACCUACCACCCAGAAAUGUCAACCAACUCACAUUGCCGCGUUUCUUGUUGUAGCUUCUGUCGCAAAGCCACCCUCACGAAACACCAAGACCGCUUCCACCCCCCGAGAUCUUCGACUCAACCAGCCUCGGAAGACUCGGAGUAUUCCUACCAGCACCAGGAUCCCGUCGCUGUGUCCAUCCCCAAUGCGCAAGAACGGAACCCCCUCGCACAGCAGCCUUUCUACCCGCAGAGCGUUCAGAUGAACUCCAUGCUCGUGUACGAGGGUACCCCUGCAAGCAUAACACAGGGUGUGCCCUUCCCUUUGGCGAUGAACAUGCAGUACAUCUAG